AUGCCCGCAAAAGCUACAGUGAAACACAAAAUUGCAUUGGUUGGAGAUAGUGGGGUUGGAAAGUCCAAGAUUUUGUCAUCCUAUCUAGGAGAACGCUUCAAUCCCCUCUAUGUACAAACUCGAGGUGAGAUGAUUGAGUUUUCGUCGCAAUAGUGUUCUUGUCUGCCCAGAUUACAAUAUUCAUGAAAACGCCAGUUUUGUCAGUGAUGGUUGUAAAAAUGCUGAAAAUUCCUUUUUACUCCCGCAGAAAGAGAAACAAAGAAUACUGUUGUAAACUUUGGGAGAAGAGUUGUAGAACUUCAAAUAUGGUAAGAGUUAAAUUCUAUUUUCAUGAAUUUACGGAAGUCGGACUUUUUCAACGUUGCAUGUUCACCUUUCUCUCUCCAAAAUUGCGGUUCAAAAUCAGAACCACUUUUCACCUAGCGUCAUGUUUAAGUUAUACUAGCGCCACAAUGAGCAUCUAUGAUCGUUACAAAUUUUUUGAGGCAGCCAGAUGUCGCAUCUGUUGGAAAAAAGGAACUUAAUUUCAAAAGCGUAAAACUGUACAAAUUUUACGUAUUUUUUCAACGUUUACGUCUACAAUUUCAAAUUGUCUUGUAAGUUUGAGUGUUUAGAUGACGUAUCGUGGUAAUAUUACUUUCUAAGAUUUUACAUUGGACCUUCAUCACGGGAGUUACUACAUCACGGGCGACGAGCGGGUGAAGGAGAAAAUGGCGAAAUACAAGUGGUCAGCGGGGAAACAAAUUUAAUAACUCUUGUCGUCUUGUAAAGCCAAAAUGUUAACAGUAUUCUUCGCUAAAUAAAAUGUUAGGCAAUUUUUCAAAAGUGUUGAUGGCACAUAUAUCUUUUACUGCUGUAUUAAAUAAUGGAGGCAUCGGAAAAAACAUUGGUGGCAUUCGGAAAAGCACCAAGAGGAAUUUAUAUUUACGUAACUUGCAAAAAAACAAUCGUGUUGUAAAGCCAAAAUGUUACCAGGUUAUACUUCGCUACUUAAAAAUUAAGCAAUUUUCUAAACGCUUUGACUGGAACAAUAUUUUUACUGCUAUAUUAACCAACGGAGGCAUUGGGAAAGGCAUCAGUGACACCGGGAAAGGCAUCAAGAAGAAUAAUAUUUACAAUAUGUAACUUGUUGUAUGACGAAAAUGUUUUCCGUUCAAAGUGUUUUUUUCCUAUUUAAUUUAACAAAUGAGCUUGGGAUGAAAACUUAACUUUCCAAUUGAACAACAAGUGAAAUGUUGUGCUGGGUGUCUCUGUCUCCCACCCCCAUGUCUCUGCAAAAGGUAUAUCCAGACACAGCCGUUCAACCGUUCGAAAUUUUCCUUUAGCCGUUCAGCCGUUCGACUUCAACCGUUCGAAAUUUUCCUUUAGCCGUUCAGCCGUUCGGCCCAAGCUCCAGCUGUGAGAUAAUCAUCUUGAAUUUUGCAUAACAGUCAUGGCAGAAUUAUAAGAGUUUGUAUGGGAAUAUUUACGACUGCCCUAAGGAAUUAAAUAAUACGUCAAAUUCUCAAAAAAAAUAACUCACCUUAAUUCUAUAGCGCAAUGCUUGUUAUCUGACCGCUUACUCUGAUGAAAAGGACGCAUUUUAGCAAGUUGUCCAUUUCAAGGUUUUCUACGUUCAUAAGAAAAGCCCAAGGCUGAACACUCCAUUUCUAAGCCGCAGUUUGCUUAAAAAUAACGCCUGAUCUGAGAACUGAGCCUCACGGGGCGUCAAUAAAAGAACCAUGGAUCCCCUCAGAAUGACCGGGCAAACCGGUCAAACAAUACAGGCAUAGUUACAAACUCUUGAUUGAUUUCUUUUGAGGGGACCUGUGGUUCUAAAACAAUUUAUUUCUGAAAUAACUGACGGUAUGGUCCCCGAAACGCGAAAUAACAGUUGUCCUGUUGGCAAAAUUAAGGGUAUGUCAGAUAGAACUAAAUUGAAUAAAACCCAAGAUUUCAGAAUGACUGGGGCGAUUGGGUCAAACAAUAGCCUCUUGAUUGAUUUCUUUUGAGGGGACCUGUGGUUCUAAAACAAUUUAUUUACGAUAACUGACGGUAUGGUCCCCGACGAGGCUCAGUUUGAAAAGGAGGUAGGGUUACCGAGCUGGUUUUCAACGGGUGUGUGGCUAUUACACCAAAUUUUUUAAAAAAUCUUUAAAACUAAAUUGGUGAGCAGCACUUUGCAAUCAGUAGUUGUAAAAUUUCUUUAUUCUCCGACGCAUUUUGUCUAACUGUUGUAGACUUCUUCAGUGAGUUUUACAAUUUAACACUAACCAGCUGUAUUUAUAAGCCAUAAUUAGCGGCUAUACAGGGGCCAAUGACCAUAAAGGCUCGGCUGGACCUACAAAUAGGAACAGGUGAAGUUGUGAAAAAUUUGAAAAUUUUUAGGGGCAAGGUGGGAGAAUUCAUUUGGGGACCACAGUUUUGGUUUUUUUCUUUUUUCAUCAUGCACAUCAUGCAGUGUCUAAAACAUAGCAGUUUGCAUGGACUAAGUAGGGUAAAGAGCGCCAACAAAACAAAUUGCAAGAGUAAAAAAUUUAGCAGACCAGCAAGUAGAAGAGAAUCAAUUCUUUGUCAAUUCAAUCUGGUUCGAUAGUCAUAAAAAAUUGCUGGCUGAUUCUUUAAUUGAAAGGGAAAGUCAAUCACUAAUAACGCAUGCAUCUAACAGCUCACUGGUCACAAUACAACUCCUACUUACCUCGAAAUCUGGCCCGUCAUCUUGCCUUGUUACUGCAAUCCAUUCAAUCUCAAUAAAUGGUGCAAAAGAAAGUUGAAGAAAGACAAAUUCUCAUCACUUUUAUUUCCUUUGUCGUUACUACAGAAAUUAACACAGCAAUGAUCAUGGGCCAUGCUUGCUUGUAAUCUUCACUCAAAACACUGUAAUGUAACACAAAACCUAUACCUUUUGCCAGUCCAACCUCGAUUUGGUGCACUACACAAUCCAAGAUGGCGCUGUGAUAAAGGUAUAACUUGAAGAUGGGCUAUUUGAAAAAUAAAUGAACACACAACAGAGGGAGGUCUACAAUCAACUGAGAGUGCUUAUCGGAAUAUUCAAAUAAAGAAAAACUAUUAAAAAUCUCUUUUAUUUUUGAAAUGUGGCACAAUUAUAAUUACUCUUACAUUUAUUAUGAAUUUCACCGGUGGAGAGCUUGUUUCUCCUUGGUCUUUUGGGGAUGAUAUUGUCUGAUUUAUUUUAUCAUUUGUCUUGGUGUUUUGAUGAUGAUACUGUCUGAUUUAUUUUAUCAUUUGUGCACUGAACUGUGGUAAAUACAGACGCAUGGUUCAAUGUUUUGUACACUCAUUGACAGCAAUAUUCGUCUACACAGUGGUCAAAAUGCUGUGGACUCACAAAUCAUAGCCAAGUGAGUUCGCAAAAAAUUUCCAAUCACUGUGACAGAGUGCAACAUUACUGCUAAUUGUGGUAUAAAAAAAAAAGGUUUUGAUGUUGUUCUUUGCUUUGCUCAUUAGGGACACACCUGGUAACGAUCUCUUCAGGACAAUGACAGCUGCAUAUGUACAAGAAGAUGUUCAGGUAAAGGAGAUUAAAAAAAAAAACCAGUUGACAUCAAUAAUGUACUGUUGAGGACUGGUGUUUAAACAGAUACCUCUGGAACAAAAAAGGUGUCUAUGGCCUAGGCUGUAGAUGGCAUUUACCAUUUUAGUCAAUUUUUGCAAGAGCAGAAAAGUACCUUGUUUUUGGCUGGUUUGAACCCAAGGGUGACAUACACAGUUGCUUGCAAAAUGUGAUCAUCCAGUGCCAAUGUCUGACUGAAAUUUAACCACUUGAACACAAUCUGAUUUAUCAAAAGCUACUAGGUAACAACCACUUUCAUCUACCAACUUUGAUGAUCUCACAUGUCACUGAGAGGUUAUCAAAAAGUUGUUUAUUGUCACCAACUGCUUUAUUUGUGAACUGCCCUGAAGUGGAUGAUGGUAGCAUGAGAUCAGUGUUCAGUGUAGUAAAAGAAAAUGAUCAUUUACUUUAAUUUUCUUGAAUUCAGAACAAAUAAACAUAUUUCUUUUGAGGUAAUGAAGAUAAAAAAGCUCGUCUUUGAGUUUUGUUGGUUUGUUUGUAUGCUGCUGUUAUUGUUUGCAACAUUUUCUAGAAGCUUAAAUAUUCAAUUGAGUAAUUGGUUUGUUUGUCCAUUUACAGGGUGUGGUUGUAGUGUUUGAUGUUACAAAUUAUGAUAGCUUCUUGAAUGUUCACCACUGGGUCAAAACAGUAGAACAGGUAAGGAUCAGCUGACAUACUGGGAGAAUUUAAAUGUGGCAAGGGGCUUAACAAUCUCCAAGCUAAGCUUAUACUCCCUACUAAGUGUCAAAUGAUGUCCUCUGUACAGUUUGUAAGCAAGCUCCUUGCAAUAUUAGCAAUUUACAGUGUGUUUGUAAUCAAUUUGUGAGGAUGUAGUGGUAAGUAGAUAUUGAAAAUAAGUCUUAAAACAUAUCAUUUUGGUGAGCAUGUUCUUAAAAAAUUGAUUUGUGAGAAAUCGCAACACUGCAUGUAUGUUGCUUUGUUAGUUUUGCUCAUCGUGCUUUCCCAACAAAAAUGUGGCAGGGUUCCACCCCCUGAUGGUGGGUAUUUUACAACUCAUCCCUGAUUGGUGGCCAGUUUGAGUGAGACUGGGAGGAAAUGAAAAGCACCAUGAUCAUAACUACUUCAGAUCAAAUUCAUCUUUAUUGGAUUUUUUCAGUUCAAAUAAGUGUCAAGGUUAAAACUGAAUGUUUAUUGAAAAUCUCAUUAUUAUUGUUGUGGUUUUUGUUAUUAUGAUCAUUAUAUACAAUAUAUGUUCAAUACUGUUCAUUACUGUAACACUGUUCAUUAUUGUAGUAUGCAAGACAAGAUAAUGUUAAUUUUGUGUUUGUUGGAAAUAAAACUGACAUGGAGGAAAAAAGGAAAGUUUCAAAAGAACAUGGAGAGGAGGUAGGAAAAACUUGAGUGCAGCAUUCUCCCUUAUUUUAAGCAUGACAGAUAAAAUAAAUUUUCAAACCGGUAAAACAAUCCUUUUACCUAUUGAAUUUUCAAGAAUUCCAAGCAAUUUUAAACAGUAAUAAGAGGUACUACAGGCAGUAAAUGUUACUGGUUACUGCCUGAAAAGGAGAACACUGUGAGUAUGAUGCAAAUUAAUGCUGAUCAUGCCAGAUUAACAACUUUUGGAUUAGAUAAUUUGGGAUUCAGAAAUGGGACAAUUCCAAAGUCCAAAAGAGUAAAAACACUAGUUUGAUCCAAACAUGAAAUUGUCAACAAUUUGUUUAUUAUUUUAUGGUUAAAGGGGAAAGGCUCCGACCAAAGGUCCCUUUUAAUGUAUGCAUGGAUAUAUUUUUAGACAACACAUGCAACUUGAAUUGUGUCAGUAGAAGUUUCAUAGGAAGAAAGAGCUCGCUUCUCUAUAAUAGGAUAAUUUGGUUUUAUCACCUGAGUUGAUGAAGUAACAUAACUAAUUGACAAAUGUUAACAGUUUGAAAACUGACGUUUCAAGCUACUGACAAAAGGCUAUUGCCCAAAACGUUAACCUUUAAACUCUUUACGGUGGCCAAUUUAUGUUUUAAGCUCAGUUGAUAAAAUCAAAUUAUCUUGUCAUACUCCCCAACUGACGUGGUACCAUAGUUUUUUUUUUGAAACGUACUCCCUUUUUCAUACAGUAAAUUUCUUUGUUUUUUUUUUUCAGUUGGCAAAACAAAAGAAUGGAGCCUACAUUGAUGCAAGUGCAAAAAUGAAUAUCAACAUAGAUCUGGUAAGCAUUAUACUUUGCAUUCCUUAAUUAUUUAUUAACCCUUUAACUCCCAGCAGUGAUUAACACGUAACUUUUCCCUAUUGCAUCCAUACAUUAUCCAGCAAACAGGUAAUGAGAGUACUCAAACUUAUCAGGUACAAGAUAUUAUCUUGAUUGAACGUCAAAUUCUCAUCACUGGUUUACAAGGAGAUGUGUAGCAGCUAGAGUAGGGAAUUAACAAUCAGAUCUUGGGGGUAAAAGGGUUAAGUUCCCAAGUGAUGAUGGGAAGGUACACUUGUUCCGACAGGUGAAACAUCGCAAGAAUUUCUUCUUAUGACUAUUAACCGACAAUUCAAGGUGAUAAUGACAAUCAGGCCCAAAUCUGCUAGUUUAUAUCUCAUUGUCCUUGGAGGGUGUCGCUCUUGCGGUGACGAAAAAAAAUCUAAUUCAUAAGAUUCCAAGGGGUGUCGCUCAAAGACGCGGUUAACGAGGUGUUUGGGGGCUAUUUUACAGAUUGAGAUUGAAGAAUAACAGACCAAGGUUGACCGUUUAUAUGAAUCUUUAAUCUUGCAAGUAAUUGACCACGAACCACAAUCAACGAUCAAAAUCACGAUCAAUCUCGCAAUCAAUCAAUCAAUCAAUCAGUCGUAGACGGAAACAAUAGGACAUCAGAGCUCUAUCAAUCUAAUGAAAUGUUACGAAAUACACAAUCAAAAAUCGCGUGUAAAAACUGGGCCUUAACGCUGAUAACGACAUUAAAAUGAUAAUGGACAAUACAAGUAAACCAAUACAAACUCCGAUAAGUACAAUAGUUUCGGUACAAAAAUUACAAGACAUUUGGUGGCAGGUUAACAGCCCAUCGUUCUUAUCGAAAUGGUGGGCGUUCACUUGCAUCGCAUUCACUUGCAUCUGAUACAAAUUUGGCCUUUAAAUCUCGAAUCAAUUGAUAAUACGGCAAUACAACAAAAUAUCUGUUUGUAUACUUUCGCCCAAUGCUGGAAAACUAAACUUAGAAAAACAAAGUGAUAAAGGUACACCUGUAUUGGUCCUGCUUGUGCCAAAGGUUCAAGAAACGAAAAGACGAAAGUUCACAAAUACUACUCAAAAACUUAUGAAGAACUGAUUACAGAGACACUAAACUCGCUUUUAUAUUCGCGUGGUGACGCUGAAAGGUCCGAUUACAAAACCAGUAGAAAUAUAGACAAACAGAUAAACAUUGUAACUCUCUUCGUAUCUAGGACCAUUCUGAAAUUAUUAAACUAAUCAAUAAUCAAUUAAAUAAAAAUGAGUCAUCUGGCUAGGUGUCCUUAACAAAGGGGACAAACCUUUUGAAAAAAGAAGACAAAAGAGGAGGUAGAUGAUACCCAUUCAUCUUGUAAAUUUAUAUUCACCAGAAAAUUAGUUUCAGUUGUCAGAUUUUUUGGAUAAUCACAAACUCCUAAUUAUAUAAUUAACUUCUCUUUGAUAUAUGGCAUUAAUCGUGGAUUUCUGUUUAAAAUACAAGUUUAUUUUAUUGAAAGUUCUUGUAAACUUUGACUUCCAUGACUGUUACUCACUUUUUACCUGUCCAGAUAUUCCAAAGCAUGACAAAGAUUAUUUUAGGUAUAGACGAAGGAUCAAAUACGGUAAGAAUACAUUAUGUACCCUUCAAAGUUUAUAAUAUGCUGCAUGCAUAAAGUUUUACAGUUUUCAUAAUUUGCAUGUUUUUAGACUUGCUAGUAAGCAAAGCCAUGAACAUGGCAUGUAAAAAAAUUUGCACUCCAGAGCCCAAACUAAGUGCAAAGCACAAUUUUAAGAUUGAGGAUUUCCAACUGAAAGUAAAGGCUUUCUUAAAUUCUUCUAUAGAUGUAAGCUGAAUUCUUCUAUAGAUGUAAGCUGUGAAUUUGAAGAGUAGUCUUCAUUUUUUAUUUAUUUUUUUUUUUGGCCUUUGAAUUCAGUAUUACACAGUGAGACCACUUUCUUCCAUCACGACUGCACUGAGAUAAACCUGUUUGAUUGGACUUCUUCCUUGUGCCCCUCUAAAAUUCAGGCAUAGUUGAGGAUAUUUAGUGUUUUCCAACCUAGGGAGCUCAUAGACACUGUACCAACAGGGUUGUAGAUAAGAGCCGGCAGCCGGCGAAGGACGCCGGCUUCUCCGCAAGGUUUCGCCGGCUACUUUCAUUGCUUCGAGAACCGUACAGAGAUGAUGUUUAUCAGGUCUAAACUUGGGCUCAAUAAAAAUAUAAAUUUGCACUGCCUAUCUUUUCUGAAAACAUAAAAAGACUUCUGACUCAAGUUUAGUUUAAAAACGUUCUGAUGGGGACUGUCUUUUUGACAAAUCUUGCUACGGUGGCAGGAAAGUACGAACGAUAUGACGUUUUGUCCGCCAUAUUGGAUUUCGAGACCCACAACCGUUUACCUUUAAAAAGCUCCGGCUACCUAAAACCCUAAAGAAAACCCCGACCAAGUGUGUCUCCAGGUACAAGCAUUAUAAUCUUAAUGACUGAAAUGACACCUGAAUAGUGUCCAGAAUCCAGAGUUUUAGCUGAUUUAGCAGCCUUCAAUAGUCCUCCACUGAAGUUAAUCGUUAUAUUGUACUCAAACCUUGCAAGUAUCAUGCCUCAGGAAAUUCUCUUGAACCUGGUGUAUUUUCUUGAUAUAAGAGAAUAAGCAAUUUUGAAUGAUGUAAAUGAAGAUGGUAAAUUUUAAGCCUGGUUGGUUUGGUGAAAGAUGAUGUUAUUCAGUGAGUGACUUAUGUAUAUUCGGAAAAAAAACUUAGAGUGCUUCCACUAGGUCUUGACCCAACGACUUUCCAAUUGGUACUUCAGAUGCACUUCCACUGAGGUAGAGGUCCAUGGUUACGUGUCUACAAACAAUUAAAUUAUUGGGACAAAUAUGCUUUUAUUUAUUUAUUUGUUUAUUUGUGUUUAUUUUUCUCUUUAUACGUAUUUAUGUAUUAAUUUAAUAUUUAUUUGAUUGUUAUUCUUUUUUAAUAUUAUGAUGUUUUUAAUUAUUUUUAGCUUCACUUUUGUCUCUUUUCAGUAUAAUGACCGAAAAUCUGGAGCAGAAGAUUCUGGAAACUACAAUGGAAGAGUAGAACAGAAGGGAUUCUGUAAUUUUUUGUGAUAAUAGUAUCUGCUUGUAAUGAGUGUAUUACGACAAAAAUUUUUUCAAGCGCAAAGCAAAUUCAAACACUAAAAAAAGAAAGUAGUUGAAAGGUAUUGAUCUAACUUCAAGCUUUGAAUCGAAUGAGCUCUAUUUAAUUUUCAUAUCGUUAAUUCUCGCUGAGAUCAUCGUCCAGCCUGAUUUUCAAACAGUAGCGGGUCGCUCGCUCCGAACUCCCUCCUCUCUAAAGUAGUCUUUGAAAAGCUGAUCGAGACUCAAAUUGACUAUCGUUGAUCGUGAGAGCAAAUUAGGAGCCGCUUGGGAUCUGAUAAAGGUGGACAAGAGAGGGCUGAUCUCGCGCUUGCUUCACAGGCUUCGUCGCUUAACAAUCGAAAAACUGCGAUGGGUAAAUUUCAUGAACCCUAAACUAUUGUUUUGUUUUUGGAUAGAGUAGGCUGGACGAUUCUCAGUGAGGGGUGGGGUGGGGUGACUUAUUUUAUGAAACAAUCAAACCAGGUGCACGAGUGUUCUUUUGGAAACCACUCUGUUUGAAAAAUGACUUUAUGAAUUCACUGUAAGUUGAGACCAUGGAUUGAACUUUGGGUUGAAAAUAUAAACAGUUUAUGAUCUCUUGAUUUUGGUUAUGAACAAUAGGUCACAAAAUUGCUGCCCAUCAUUCAUUUUUAACAUUUUCACGCUCAAGCUUUAACGAGGUCAGCGGACAGUUAUCUGUGGUAGAAAUAAAAAAAAGUUUUACCUUUUUAUCGUGACUCAACGAAUUAACAAAUGUAGUAUACAUUGUAUACUUGUGUGAUGAUUUUAGGUUUUUUGAUAACGUUUACAGCACGUAAAGUUAUACCGCAACCUCAAAGAUAAUAUUUUCGGUGGGAAAGAGGAAGGAAAUUUUAUAGGAAUCUUUUUUCAAGGCCCACGUCAAAGUGUUCAAGCAAUGUUGCAUUAUUAGUGAUUUCCAAAGCAAAGUUAGGGAAAAUUUUGACAUUCACAUCAAAAAAUGCAUAGUUAAUUUCAUGACUGCAUAAUAUAUUUAUCCUGUGAAAGCGAGACCUAAGAAAAGAAUGAAUUUAGGUGAAGCAGAAGGAAGGGCUACCUGUUAGGUGGAAGGAGAGGCGGUGAAGGGGGGGGGGCAAGUGUUAAAGUAAUUUGGUGCAAAACAAUUAUUUUGCGGAGUAAUAUAAGACAGCUGUUAUUGAUGACCUGAAAAAAACUAAAAGAAAGAAGGAAAGAAAAGAGGCUGUGCCAGUUUUAGAGGAAGUGCUACAUGUUAAUGCGUGGGUGAUAAACAAUUUAAGUAUGUAAGAAAAAAUUGUAGUGUGGUAACUGGAAGACUUGAUGAAACUGAGUGUCAAUAAACAAUCAGAC
Messenger RNA from Pocillopora meandrina, 10154 nucleotides. The record is from the annotation of a GenBank genome assembly. NCBI's taxonomy places the organism in Eukaryota, Metazoa, Cnidaria, Anthozoa, Scleractinia, Pocilloporidae.